Messenger RNA from Capsaspora owczarzaki ATCC 30864, 1692 nucleotides. RefSeq lists its product as hypothetical. Gene Ontology annotation, molecular function: hexosyltransferase activity. The coding region runs from base 41 to 1540 and encodes 499 amino acids. Gene Ontology annotation, biological process: glycosphingolipid biosynthetic process. NCBI's taxonomy places the organism in Eukaryota, Filasterea, Ministeriida, Capsasporidae. The transcript is spliced from 2 exons. The record is from RefSeq and is a predicted model, not a curated record.
UUUUUUCCCCCCUUUCUGACAGUACUUAUUUUUUCUUGUCAUGUUUGGAACGCAAAAGAUCAAACAAUCGAUCGCGGUGCCGCGUCGAUUAACGAUUGCCCUUCUGGCGCUCGGCUUUGCAGCAGCCCUGCUCUUCUUGGCCUUGUCUGGAGCAGGCACAAUCAGCCCUAAGCCACCGUCGGAUGAAACGUUGACGGUGCAGUACCAGUGCCAGCAACACAACUGGUGGGCAAAGCGAACCAGCCUGCGAGUCCCGCCGCCGGAACAACAGCCACAACCCACUCCACAGACACUCAAGGAUGCGCUCGGAAAAUCCAUCACGCCCAUCAAGCCGGCGUGGGUGCGCGUCGAUGUGCGCGGCACGGAUACGCACGUGCCACCCGCACCAGUUGUCAACGCAUCCGUUGCCCGAGCGCCUCUUGGUGCGUUUGUACCGCGUGAUGCCCUCCUUCAGACCACUGGGCUGCAGUGCCUUGUGCUCCAAGACCACCAGUCGCUUGCCGAGCAGUUCCAUGGAUUUUGGGACGGACCGAUGGGCCAGUCGUUGCCACCGCUCUAUCUCAGCGCCAUCUCGACCGUCUUCCGCCAGCACCCCGACUCGACCUUCCUUGUGCACUCCAACACACUGCCGCUCGACCAGUUUGACUCGCUCCGCGCAAUGGGCUUUAACAUUGCCGUCGUCCGAUUCGAUGCAGAACGCGCGCUGACCUACGGCAAGCUCCCCGGCCUGCGGUGGCUGCGGGAGGACCGCGUCCGCCAUGCAGAGCACCGCAACAUUCGCACACAUACAUCGGACUUGAUGCGAACCAUCUUCAUGUACCAAUGCGGUGGCAUCUACCUCGAUCUCGACUCGGUCCUGCUGCGCCCGCUGCACUUCCUCAACCGCGCCAUCACAAUGGAGCCGAUGCGGCCCGACCACCUCCGUGUGCAGUACAUUAAAAUGAGCGCACCCACCUCCAUGCUGUCCUGCAAUGAGGGUGUUGUUGUUCGGCCAGAGCCAGUCGGGCAGGACGGCUCGAUGACUCUUUCGCCCUACAUUCUUCACGGCGACUUUGCCCUUGUGCCCGGAGUGCUGGCAUUCGGCCCGCGCGACAACUUUAUCUACAUGAUGAUGCAAGUCUUUGACGAAGCCUACGAUCCCAGUUGCUUUAGCUGCGUUGGUCCGAUGGCGGCCAACAAGGCGUACAUGGCUUCGACUCCGGCCGAGAAGAUUCGUCUGCAGCUCUACCCCGCCGACGUCAUGUUCGGUCCCAACUGGAGCGGGGUGCUGGACAAGAACGAGGAGUUCUGGGUCACCACUACCGAGGAGCGCGCUCGCAUCUUGAUCAACGACGCCGCCGCACGCGGAUUCACGCAGCACUUGUACGGCUCGGGCCAGGGUGCGCCAAAGUUCGACCGAAACAGCUACAUCCACAGGCUGCUUCUUACCUUCCAGUUGCUUCCGUUGCCAGACGUGUGGAGCCCCGAGCAGCCACAGCAGCAGCAGCCGCCUGCAGUCUUGAGCUCUGAAGUUGUCGAUCCGAAUGAGCUUGAUUCAUGAACGCUCUCACUUGUCAUUGUUUGCAUGCAACUUCAUUUCAGUUUUAUUCCAUGUAUCAUAUCUUUGUCGUGUGUAUGUGUUGUGCUUUGUGUGUUGUUUCCUGGAGUUGCACGACACUGUACAGUAGAAUCAUCAUUCUUGUUCUGUGUCGC